AUGAAAGUAAAUAUAAAUGAAGGAGAAAAGAUGUAUGGAGUUGAAAAUUUAAUGAUUGAAUUAGAUAAUUUUAAUGAAUGUUUAGAAUAAGAAAAUAAAGAGGAUAUUGAUAGAAAUAAUAAAAAAAAAUUGAAGAAACAUAAAAAACUUAAAGAUAAACUAAAAAAUAAACAUAAAAAUUUAGAUUUAAUAAAUUCUGGUAAAUUAUAAAGAAAAGAAAAAAGAAAUAUUAUUGUUAUUGAUGAAUAUGAUGACUUACAAAAAAUAAAAGAUUUAAAACUCAAAGAUAUAGAUUAAACUCUAUAGAAGAAGAGUGUUAAUACAAUAAAAAAUAAAGAUAAAAUACAAAAUAUAAGUAAAUCAGUACAAAAUUAUAAAUAAGAAUAAAAAUGUAAUAAUAGUUUUCAAGAAAAUUUAAGAAUAAAAUAAAAGACAAACUAUUAGAAUCUUAAAAAAGAAGUGGAAAUAUAAACUGAUGAUAAAUGCGAUAUUAAAAAAUUAGAAAUCUUUCAUUUAUUAAAGAUAUCUUAAAAUUUUAUAUUGUCUACACAUAGUUUAACUGAAAAAAUUAUUAAAAUGUAUGUUUGA
Messenger RNA from Paramecium pentaurelia, 588 nucleotides. The record is from the annotation of a GenBank genome assembly. NCBI's taxonomy places the organism in Eukaryota, Ciliophora, Oligohymenophorea, Peniculida, Parameciidae.